AAUAUCGAGACUGGGCCAUCUCUAUCGACACACGACUAAAGGUAAUCGGUUAAGAGUGACCAGGUGGCAGAGAGUUAGCAACAAGAAAAUAAAAAGCAAUAUUCGCGAAAUAUUCGGGAGCUUAGAAUAAGAAACGUUGCGGAAGUGGCAUUAAGCCGACCAAGCAUCAGUUUCCUUAAUGCUGCAAGCCCUGCAAGCACCUGACUGGAUUGCAUCAGGCCUUGGGCCACGCAUGAGGCACGCAUGAAAUUCCAAUAGGACAGCGCGCAGCGAGUGCGUGGAAAAAUACAGGCUCGAGGACAAGUUAGUGCGUCCGCGCGCGUGGCAUGGAGUCACGUCAGGACGAGCGCGGCGAUGAGAUCGGUGGCGGGGGUGGUGCUGCUGCGGAACCCGCCCCCUUUUGCAUCCUGCCCCCGAGAGAGGAGAUGGUCAACUUUAUGGCUCAUCAACAGCAGCAACACAACCAAAACUUCCUUCUCCACCAGCAGCAGCAUGGCCAGCCCCCAGGACCCAUUAUGUGGCAGGCACCACCUCCCCACAUAGCCGCUCCACCUUUUUCCCAUCUUCAGCCUCAACAGCCGCAGCAGCACAUGUACAACGAGUGCUAUUACAACCUGGCGUUUCCCGGACAAACUGGGCAACCGGAAUCCUAUUCGGUGCUGCCCGUAGGCCCUGGAAACUUUCUCAAGGUGUAUCACUGCCCGGAAAACGCCGUGAACGAAGCCAACGCUCCGCUUUUCACGCAUAUCAACAUGGCUUCGCUGAACCACCAGCACCAGCAUCCGCACCAACAGCAACACCACCAAAUACCGCCGCAGACACCACCGCAACCCACUCCGCUCUAUGAACUGUUUUCUGCCAAUCCUCUGUUACCGAAGCCGGAUGUAAACAUUGCGGGCGCGAGCCAAUCUGUGUCGACAGCCCUGCCCCAGCAGCAGCCGCAAUCCCCACCUCCUCCCCAGGUCCUUCAAACUCCAAACAACGCGAAUCUACUCAUCAACAACUUGGUUAACAACUGGUCGCCCAAUUUGACGGGAGGAAGUUACAUUCAACUGGGAGACGAUGCUAAAGAAAACGCCACAAACCAGGCAGAACCACAUCCACCGCAAGCACUUCAGCCGAGCCAGCAGCCUCUGGCGCCGGUUCAGCCCCAGUCCGAGCCAAAGAGCCAGACUGUCAAUCCAUUAACUGCGAACACCAAGCCUUCUAAGUCCUCGUCACUGCCUUUGGCCACUGCCAGCGUUCCGCCAACUGCCAUCAACAAAGCACCUAUCGUGGUGUCGGUUCAGCCUGAAGGAAAGAAGCGUAUUGUUGCAGAGGUGAAGCCGAUGCCCAUGUCCUACUCCGACGUACUCAGCAAAGGCACGAAAACGAGCACUGCAGCACGAGAUUUACGGGCGGCCAACGGAUUAGAUGGCUCAACCCAGUCCCAGCGACGUCAGGGAAAGGAUGAGGGGGCCGGGAGUCGGGAAAUGAGAGCUGCGAAGCGGUCACCGAUGCACGACGCAAAAGAGGUUGCUCCGGGGUCGUCCGGUGGUGGCCACUCACACGGCAGCCGAAGUAAGAAGCGGGGCCAAUCUAACCAGAACCAGAAUGCAUCCCAAAAGCAGCAGCAGCAAGGGCAGCCGCAGCAGCAACAGCAACUUCAACAGCCGGUGCAGCAGUUGCCGAACAAGACGAGCAAGGCGAGUAAUCAGGAAAAGAAGCGCCCUUUGCAGCAAAAGAAUAACAUAAGUAGCGGUAACGGCAACAUCAACAAUUUAAGGGUUAUUGAUCAAAAGACGCCAUCCACCACGAUUCCCGUCAACAGCAGUUCGAUAAACAGCAAUGGCAGCAAUUCCACUUCGGCCACCAGUGCCAGCAACUUGUCUCGGAAACAAGGCAAUUCUAAAAGUAACUCCAACUCGAAUUCGAAUUCGAGUGGCCCAAAUUAUAAUACUGGCAUGAACAGUAACCACUCCAACAACAAUAAUGUUAGUUCCUCUUCGUCCAAGCGGUAUUCCUCAUCGAAUGUAAAUGUUAACUCGAAUAGCAGUUCCGGCUACUCCUACUCUUCAAAAAGAAAUCGCAACGCUUAUUCCUCGUCCAACUCACCCACCCAUGCCGGCAGCUUCGCCAGCAAUCGCAACUACGAGCUGGCCAAGCGUAUAUUGCACACCUGGUGGAUAUAUACGCUGAAGCUGCUCACCUGGCUGUUCUAUCUGGUCUACGAUAUCGUUGUGUUGGGCUUCAGCAUGGGCUACGAACGCCUCACCUUGGCCUACGUCGCAGGACUAUGCUACGCCCAGCAGCUACACAAGGAACUCAAGCAGAACUCUGGCAAACCGACUAUUUGGUGGCGAACUUACUGGCGACGUUUUGAUGCCCGUUUUGCCAAGAACUCGAAAUGGGCUGUUUGGCGGCGCUUUUACAAGCGAAAGCCCCCUGAACCCUCUACCGAGUCUUUCAAAACUGGUCGCCUGCCGCAGACUGGCGAGGAGGCAAUGUAUUCUCUGCUUAAUUGUAAAGGAAAGGAUGCCUACAGCAUACUGGGAGUCCCACCGGAUAGCUCACAGGAGCAGAUACGAAAGCAUUAUAAGAAAAUAGCCGUGCUCGUGCAUCCCGACAAGAACAAGCAAGCUGGCGCAGAAGAGGCUUUUAAGGUGUUGCAGCGGGCCUUUGAGUUGAUCGGCGAACCUGAAAACCGCCUCAUUUAUGACCAAAGCAUUGCUGAGACGCUACACACUGAGAAGGAAUGGACGGAGUUGCAUGAUCUGCUGUCGCAACUGCAAACCAAAAUGGCUGAGGCAGCUAACACUAUAAGAUGCAGUACCUGUGCCCAGCGCCACCCCCGUAAGCUCACUGAGCGUCCUCACUAUGCGGCGCGGGAGUGUGCCUCUUGUAAGAUUCGUCACUCCGCCAAAGAUGGCGACAUCUGGGCUGAGACGAGCAUGAUGGGACUGCGAUGGAAAUAUUUGGCGCUCAUGGACGGCAAGGUCUAUGAUAUAACCGAGUGGGCCAACUGCCAAAAGGGAGCCUUGUCCCAUUUGGAACCCAACUCCCACAUGGUUCAGUAUCGAAUUGUCCGCGGGGCUCAGCAACAACAGCAGCAGCAGCAACAGCAACAACAGCACAACCAACAGCAGCAGCAGCAACAACAUCACGACCGGGGUGGCCAUCAUCCUGGUGGAGGCGUCAGUGGCGUUAGCGAGGCAACACUGCACGAGUUCCUGGACAAUUUGUACAGUGGCCAGCAUCCCGGCGCACCCAACUCCUUUGCUGGCAAUGCGCGAAGGCGCACGCGACGCAAUUGAACCCCAACCGGCAUAUUUAUAAGUGUUUUUAAAAUCUCUAUCUCCACAAUUGUAAUUGAGUCCAUGCGUCAUUGGCGACUGCAUGAAUUUUACUCCCACUUUUAAACGACAGUAGAAAAACGGCACUCAUCUCUAUUAUUUCGGCGCCAACUCCCGAUCCCAAUUUUAAAAUUUUUGGACACGAUGCUUUAAGGAUGAUCGUAAACCCUUCUUCUUGUCGCAUAGAAUCGUACAAUUUUUCUACCACUUAGAUUGCAUCUAUGUUUCUUUUAUUUCUGUCCAUUUGUAUGGGCGGCUUAACACGCCUAGCUCGUAGCAAGAAAUUAGCUCUAAGUCCUAAGUAUACUAAGUAUCCCGUCCAAGCGUUCAUUUGCUUAAUGAAUGCGGCGGUACACAUGUAAAAUUUAACACAUCGGAAUUAAACACGAACGAUAAUGUUAAUAAAACACUAUUCAAAUCUUAA
This is a messenger RNA of Drosophila ananassae, 3756 nucleotides long. Its product is annotated as dual specificity protein kinase splA. The record is from RefSeq and is a predicted model, not a curated record. The coding region runs from base 327 to 3293 and encodes 988 amino acids. Gene Ontology annotation, molecular function: dopamine receptor binding. NCBI's taxonomy places the organism in Eukaryota, Metazoa, Arthropoda, Insecta, Diptera, Drosophilidae. The transcript has 6 exons.